Hyaloscypha bicolor E is the source of this 1065-nucleotide messenger RNA. Its product is annotated as 3',5'-bisphosphate nucleotidase-like protein. The transcript has a single exon. The record is from RefSeq and is a predicted model, not a curated record. Gene Ontology annotation, biological process: phosphatidylinositol phosphate biosynthetic process; sulfate assimilation. NCBI's taxonomy places the organism in Eukaryota, Fungi, Ascomycota, Leotiomycetes, Helotiales, Hyaloscyphaceae. Bases 1 to 1065 code for a protein of 354 amino acids. Gene Ontology annotation, molecular function: 3'(2'),5'-bisphosphate nucleotidase activity.
AUGUCUGCAUACAGCAAAGAGCUGGAAGUGGCACAGCUCGCUGUCCAGAGAGCAUCACUUCUCACCAAGAAAGUCUUCCAUGAAAAGGCCAAAGGAACAGUCUCUAAAGAUGACGCAUCCCCAGUCACCAUAGGAGACUUUGGUGCUCAAGCACUGAUCAUUCAAGCUAUCAAAAAGAACUUUCCGGACGAUCAGGUUGUUGGUGAGGAGGAGGCAAGCACAUUAAGAAAUGAUAUCAAGCUUCGAGAUCAAAUAUGGGCUUUCGUCAAGGAUACGACACUUACGGAUGCCGACGCCGAGAGAAUUGUGGGGGGCCCAAUCGAGACCAUCGAUGCCAUGUUGGGUGCCAUUGAUGCUGGCAACAGUGCCGGAGGGAACAAGGGAAGAAUUUGGGCUCUUGAUCCUAUUGAUGGGACCAAAGGCUUCCUGAGAGGAGGUCAAUAUGCUGUUUGCCUAGCAUUGAUGGUGGAUGGAGAUGUCAAAGUUGGUGUUUUGGGCUGUCCAAACCUUCCAGUGGAUGACGCGGCACCCUUAACUGCACAAUCAGGUGUUGAUCAAACGGACGCUGAAGGAAAGGGUGUUUUGUUCUCUGCUGUUUCUGGUCAGGGUGCUACAAGCAGGCCCUUAGGGACGGCUGGACUUGGAAAGAGCAAACCCAUUCAGAUGAAGCCGGUCGAGGAUAUCACGCAGGCCACCUUCUGUGAGAGUGUGGAAGCAGGACAUUCUUCUCACGGAGAUCAACACGCAAUUGUCACAAAGUUGGGUGUGACGAAACCUAGUGUUCGAAUGGAUUCGCAAGCAAAAUACGGUUCUAUUGCCCGAGGAGCCGGCGAUAUCUAUCUCAGAUUACCAGUUAGCGCAACCUAUCAAGAGAAGAUUUGGGAUCAUGCAGCUGGAGACCUUAUUGUUCGGGAGGCAGGCGGAGAAGUUACGGAUACCUUGGGAAGACGCUUGGAUUUCAGCAAAGGAAGAACACUCCAAGAGAACAAGGGUGUGGUUGCAGCACCAAAAGCUGUUCAUGGCAACGUCCUUGAAGUGGUGAAGGAGGUUCUAGCCAAGAAAUAA